Hippocampus comes (tiger tail seahorse) is the source of this 759-nucleotide messenger RNA. RefSeq names its product UBAP1-MVB12-associated (UMA)-domain containing protein 1-like. The transcript has a single exon. The coding region runs from base 24 to 272 and encodes 82 amino acids. NCBI's taxonomy places the organism in Eukaryota, Metazoa, Chordata, Actinopteri, Syngnathiformes, Syngnathidae. The record is from RefSeq and is a predicted model, not a curated record.
CAUGCCCUGCUCCAGCUCGAUCAAUGGAACCAAUUGCAAGCACAGCACCGUCGCUCACAAACCUGGAAGACAGGUCCUCGGUCGUCGAGACGUCGUCACCGGCCCCCGAUCUCCUUGGUGACAUCCCCUUCGCUUUGGCACCUCAUGUUCAGGCAAUGCAAAGAGGGUUCUCUUACAUUCCUGAUAUACUGCUGUCCAAGGACAUGAACUCUAACCUAACGUAUUUUCAAUAUGACUUCACUCUCGAAAAAUCGGUCCUCCUUAACUCGUAGUUUUUCCCCACCAUGGCCAAGUGAAAAUGAGGUUUUUGUGUCUUUACUGCAUUUGCGACUGUGUAUCCCAUUCAGGGUCAUUAAUGGGCUUAAGUUGAUCUCAAGAUGAUCAAGUAGCAGAGGGGUUUUCCAGCCCGCAUAGAUUGUUUGUUUAUCAGACACGAAGACAAUCCUACCAAUUGAGGUAAAUCAACAUUUCAGAUUAGUUGAAUUUAACAUUUGCAACAUUUUUCAUUCACUGAAAUGGAAAGAUUUGGUUACCAUAUAAAAUCCUACAUGACACGAAACUGUCAAAACAUAUUUUUCCCUAAUUGACAGUGUGAUGCCAUGCCACUUUACGUCAUACUGAAUAUGAAGACGUUGAUGUUUUUGUUUUCAUCUCGCUGUCGAUCAGUAGAAACCAGACACGUAAUCUGAGAAGUGGACGGUUUUUGGAAUGACUUCAAAUUUUUUUUACGAUACAGUGAUCCCUCACUUAUCGCGGUUA